Messenger RNA from Juglans regia (Persian walnut), 2165 nucleotides. RefSeq lists its product as uncharacterized. Lineage: Eukaryota; Viridiplantae; Streptophyta; Magnoliopsida; Fagales; Juglandaceae. The record is from RefSeq and is a predicted model, not a curated record. The transcript is spliced from 7 exons. Bases 205 to 1788 code for a protein of 527 amino acids.
CGGGUCAUUAACGGCUGAGAUUAGUUUAGGAACCAAUUCGGCAUAAAGUUUAGAUAACAUGUAAAAUACUACGAGGACAACCUCAGAUUCUGAGAGUCCCAGACUCCCAACGGUAUGAGUGCUCGGAAAGUUAAAAGGCAGAGUAUUGAAGUUUGAGGGAGGUUCGUGUUUCAGUGUUCUUAACUGAGAGCUUUUUCAGUGGCAAUGUCGGAAGUGAGAGGAUCGAACUCUUGGCCGGAAGAGCUGUCGAGUCUGGUAGAUGACAACGGUAUACGGUACGCUGGGGAACCGAUCGGAAUCUUUCCACCGUGGUUUGAGACGACAAGCUCGGAGUUCGUAUCAGGCGAUUCGCGGACCAAGGAAUCGGAGGAAACGGAGAGCCUGAAGGAUCAGGUCAAGGGAUUCGCGGUGGCUUGGGGAGAAAUACUCCUGGAAUUUGGCAGAGGCUGUAGAGACAUCGCACAGCAGAGCCUUCUGACCGAUGAUUCGUACAUCGUACGGAAGCUUCAGAAGCCGUGCGCUAACGUUUCGGGCAGAUUGAAGUUCUUGAAUGAGUUUUUACCGGAGGAUCGCCAUCCGGCUCACGCGUGGUCCGUGAUAUUCUUCGUUUUCAUUCUUGCAGUUGCAGCCAUGAAUUUAAAUACCAAAAAUGACAGCUUAGUUCCACUGGUAAAGAAAGUGCGUAUACAUCCUCCAAGUGCAAGCCAUAUACUACUUCCAGAUGGUAGACGCAUUGCUUAUCGUGAGCAAGGUGUUCCAGCUGAUAGAGCAAGAUUUUCCCUUAUCGCUCCACAUUCUUUUCUUUCCUCAAGGCUUGCAGGUAUACCGGGAGUUAAAAUGUCAUUGCUUGAAGAGUAUGGUGUUCGCUUGGUCACAUAUGAUCUUCCUGGUUUUGGGGAGAGCGAUCCUCAUCUCGGCCGUAAUCUUAAUUCAUCAGCAUUUGAUAUGUUGUACCUUUCUAAUGCGGUUGGUAUCAGUGACAAGUUCUGGCUGCUGGGCUACUCAAGUGGAGCAAUGCAUGCUUGGGCUGCGCUUAGAUACAUUCCUAACAGAAUUGCGGGCGCAGCCAUGUUGGCCCCAAUGGUUAAUCCAUAUGAGCGGGGCAUGACUAAAGAAGAGAUGAAAAAAAUGUGGGAAACCUGGGUGCCAAGAAGAAAGUUAUUGCAAUUCUUAGCUCGUAGAUUCCCAAAGUUCCUCUCCUAUUUCUAUCAGCAAAGCUUCCUAUCUGGGAAGCAUGAUCGGAUUGAUAAUCAGUUGUAUCUGUCACUGGGAGAGAAGGACAAAAUCCUGAUUGAAAAGUCAAUAUUUGAAGAGUUUUGGCAUAGGGAUGUGGAGGAGUCAAUCCGCCAGUGGAAUCCAAAACCAUUCGUAGAGGAAGCCGAGCUUCAGGUUUCAGUUUGGGGUUUUAGCCCAGCAGAUCUUCAGGUGCAGAGGAAGUGUCAGAGAAGAGGCAUUCUUUCUUGGCUAAGGUCAUUGUGGAGUCAAGCGGAAUGUGAGUUGACAGGAUUCCUAGGCCCAAUACACAUAUGGCAGGGAAUGGAUGAUCGGGUAAUCCCACCAUCAGUGGUCGACUACAUAGUCCGGGUUCUACCGGAGGCCAUUGUGCAUAAGCUCCCAAACGAAGGCCAUCUAUCCUAUUUCUUUUUCUGCGACGAAUGCCAUAGACAGAUAUUUUCCACACUUUUUGGAGUCCCUCGAGGUCCACUCGACUUGAAAGUCGAAAUGGAACAAACACCAUCAGAAGGGGAUGAUAUAGCUGUUGCUGAAUCCCACAACAGAAUGAUAUGAUUGAUGAUGAUAAAAUAUGACAAAGAUAUCAGUUUUUACAGGAAAUUCGGAUGUAAAUACCAAGAGUUGCUCCUAUUCUCUUGGAGCAUGAAAGAUGGGCACUUAACUUCUGUCCAUUUCAUAAUCGCUGACGAUUAGCACUUCCAAUGAGAGGUUGAAAAGCAAAGAGGCAGCAACAUUAUGCACAAGAGUUAUGUAAAGACUCUUUCUCCCCUGCGGCUAAAAGGUUCCAUAUUUAGAUAUCGGGUUAAAGAUAAUCGUUUGGCUAUUACACACAGCAAGAUAGACAUUAUGUUGAUUUGAUUUUUACAUUAUGAUUUACUAUUUUCAAGCUUGCUCAUUACAAAAUAAUAACAUAACUCCCUGAGUUUAUCCAG